GAGGAAACCACUCCUUCCUUUCCUUCCAAAUUCCAUUUCACAUCUUCCCUUCUCUUCACUCCAUCAACCAAACCAAUUCAUUGCUCUUUUUUCCCAUACACCCAAAAAUCCUAACAACAACAAUAAAAACCAACAACACCCCCAAAGCAAAAAAGAAGAAGAGAGAAACAAUGCAACAGCUAUUGUUCACGGUGAUAUUGUCGGAAAUGGCAUUGAUAUUGGUGCUACUAUUCAAGACCCCAUUGAGGAAGCUAGUGAUAUUGAGCCUGGAUCGCGUCAAGCGCGGUCGUGGGCCAAUCAUGGUCAAGACCGUUGGUGCCACCGUCUUUGUGGUGCUCUUGUCCAGCGUCUACAGCAUGACCAAGAUCCAGAAGCGGUGGAUCGAUGAGGGAGCUGUUAAUCCAACGGAUCAGGUCCUCAUGGCCAAGCAUCUCCUUGAAGCCACUCUUAUGGGUUCCUCCCUAUUCCUUGCACUGAUGAUAGACAGACUACACCAUUAUAUCAGAGAACUACGUAUAAGAAGGAAGAGCAUGGAGGCAGUUCAGAAACAGGCUCGAGGAUCUGAAAAUGGGAAAGUUGAGGAAGCUAAAGCAUUGGAGGAAGAGACAGCUAAAUUGCGAGAAAAACUGAAGCAUCUAGAAUCGGAACUUGAGACGAGGACAAAAGAAGUGAAUGCUGCAGAGGCCAAUGCAGUUGCACUAAGUAAACAAUCUGAAGGAUUCCUUCUUGAGUACGACCGCUUACUUGAGGAAAACCAAAACCUUAGGAACCAGUUGCAAUCAUUGGACAGGAGAUUGUCACAUUCUGGUAGCAAGAAGAAUACUUAAGCAACACGGCACCUCUUGCAUUUUUUUCCUUCUUGAAGUUUUCUUUCAUUUUUCGUAGUAUCUUCCACCCCAUUCCCUGCCUCAACCCCAAGGGAAAAAAAAAAAAAAAAAAAAAAAAAUCAGGAGUAAAUAGGAUUUUCAUUGUGUGUUUAAUUUUACUUAGAGCUUAAGUGCUGGAGUUGAUCAAUUUUGUCCUGACAAACUGAGACAAAUUAUUAGGUUAUAACAUGGAAAAAAAUUUCUGCUGA
Molecule: messenger RNA, 1075 nt
Organism: Quercus robur (English oak)
Lineage: Eukaryota; Viridiplantae; Streptophyta; Magnoliopsida; Fagales; Fagaceae
Exons: 2
Coding region: 171-827 (218 amino acids)
Biological process (GO): endoplasmic reticulum to Golgi vesicle-mediated transport; intracellular protein transport
Cellular component (GO): endoplasmic reticulum membrane; endoplasmic reticulum
Source: RefSeq, a predicted model, not a curated record